UACAGGGUGAUGGCAUUCGUAAACGUCGUCAACGUUUUGACAUUCUAUGAUAUAUUGCGCGGGUUCUUGUCGACAUUUGCCAGCUGUAUCUCCAUCACAAUGAUGUCGAGACUGAUACUGAACUUGCACGAUGCCUCCUCGCUCCUGCCCUCUACUCACCGAGCGACGCAAUCGAUGGCCUUUGCGUCCAUACAUGGCCCUGUUAACUCUGAUAUGCUUCCGAGUCUGAGGUCAGCGGAUGCGGACGAUGAUCAGGAUGACGAUGAGAUU
Heterobasidion irregulare TC 32-1 is the source of this 270-nucleotide messenger RNA. RefSeq lists its product as uncharacterized. The annotation marks the transcript as partial. Lineage: Eukaryota; Fungi; Basidiomycota; Agaricomycetes; Russulales; Bondarzewiaceae. The record is from RefSeq and is a predicted model, not a curated record. The transcript has 3 exons.